GCCAGCCAACAGCAGCAGACAGUGUUCAGUUACUUUGGUUUCUUUCGGUCGUUUUGGUGUGUUCUUUUCGGUCGCGAGUGCUCAAAGCGUGGAAAAAGAAAAAUCGGCUUUUUUCAAUCAUAUUCUUUAAUGUGCAAAAGUAGGCUGCAUAUAUACAUCGCGAAUAUAGUGAAAGCAGUGUAGAAAAUCAUUAAAGUGUCCCGUUGGUGUGUCUUGCCGUCGAAAUUUCGCAUUGACAGUCCCGUCUACACCAGCCGGAAUCGCUUCUGGAUGGCGAAAAAAUUGCGAUAACCUACUGACUUGCAUCAGAUCGAAAUAGACCCGUCGCUGUAUCAGAACUGUGCGUCUAUGUAGAAGAGGAAAGCGUUGUUGCGGAAGAAGCUAAUGGUCUAUAGUAAAUCCCUGAUUGUGGGUACGGAGAAUGCUGCUCUGCUUUGUCGCCAAUACGGACGCGUGCUUUAGUCUAAUGCGAACAGCGACGGAAUCAACGAGCGGAAUCGAACGAGACGUAAAUCGAACGGCACAUUAUCAACACCUUAGCAGUAGUCAUUGUAGUUGGUGCCAGCUGUAGACGAGUACUUUGUAAGGAUGUACUAAGUUGGGGUAAUCUUCUAACCGUUAUCGUGAAGCAAUUUUCAGAAGCGCUUGUUGAGUCAGGUGUGAACGACAUACACAGACAAUUCAGACACAGGCUUUCCUAGCUCUCCACAAACGGCGAUUGGACUUUAGUCGCUGAUCAGCCGAGCAUUAUCACUGCGGUAUUUCGGUCGACGUCAGCAGCGAUGCCCUCUUGUACUGGCUUAAUCAAUGUGAUCAAAUACCCAAGGGCACUGUUCCGAACGGUGUUUGUGUUGGUGAACAAUGUCUACUGCGUCCCGACGUAUCUGAUAUGGAUGUUACUGUUAUUACCGUUAAAAAAGAUCCACGAAAAUUACUACUUUCGGAUCGAAGGAGUCCUUUUCCACUGGUUGCUGGCGAACGUCACCAUGUGGUCUAGCUCAGCAGGAUAUGAUUUGGUUGAAGUAGGUGAUGACAUCACUCCGGCGUUGGAUGAGCGCACGCUGGUGAUAGCGAACCACCAGAGUACAUCCGAUGUGCCCAUGCUGAUGGCGGCUUUUAACGCAAAGAAGAACGUGCUGCCAAACAUUAUGUGGAUAAUGGAUCGAUUGUUCAAAUACACAAACUUUGGCGCCGUUAGUUUGAUCCAUCAAGAUUUCUUCAUCUCUUCAGGCAAAUCAAACAGAGACAAAUCACUUUUGGAGCUGAAGAAGCAUCUUAAACAAUCAUACAUUCCACGCAAACGAAAAUGGAUGAUGCUCUUCCCAGAGGGAGGAUUCCUGCGAAAAAGGAAAGAAGUGAGCCAAAGAUUUGCAGAGAAAAAUAACCUACCAGUAUUAAACCAUGUGACCGUUCCUCGGGUCGGUGCUAUGAAGGCUAUCAUCGAUGUGCUCGGUUCACCGGAUUCGCCUUGUCGGAUGAGUAACACAAACUCCACCGGCUCGACGGUUGUAAUAGAAGACCAAUUUGAAGAGACUGCAGGUUUGACCACGGCGGUAGACCAGCAGAAACCAAAGGAAGAUGGUGCAAAUAAUAACAGCAGUACCAUAAUCAAUAGUGAAGCAAUAAUUACCGAUGACUGUGAUAAUUUUAAGGACUCACCAUUCACCAAGCUGAACGGAAAACUGAACGACUGUUUAGAAUACAUUCUGGACAUUACCAUCGGAUAUCCCAAUGGGAAACCGCUAGAUUUACCAAACAUUGUGCACGGGCUUAGGAAUCCGUGUCAGACUUAUUUAUUCUAUAGGUUAUAUCAUAGCUCGGAGGUUCCCCGGGACAGCGAAUCUCUCACACAGUGGCUGUACGAUCGGUUCUUCGAGAAGGAGAAACUGCUGGAGGAGUUCUACCGGACCGGAAUGUUCCCGUGUGGCUCAACGGGAAUCGUGGUACAUCAGGAUCUGCUACGUUUUUUGCUGAUUCAUUUGUUCUUCAUUACCUCCUCCUACGUUCACUACCAGCUAAUACUGAUGUUGAUCAAUUACUCGAAUGUCAUGUACGUGUAUCUGCUUAGCAACAGUUAAGUCGAUAUAUUUAAGUAGAUGUUUAAAAAAAAUGGAAUCAAAGACUAACAUGUUAGUAACUGAAACUGGUCACAACACAGAGGCAAAGCACAAGUUCUGAAUUUUUGAGCUUGCUCAGAAACAGAAACAGUCAGCACAAGGGAAAAUAUGUAAGACAAAAACAAGUAAUCUUAUGAAAACAACAGGCACACAUAAAGACACGAUUCCAGAAUCUUGGAAGCAGCUGCAAAGUAUUUGAUUAAUAAUAUAGGUACCUAAUUUUCCAACAAUCCUUCAAUGUGCAAACCCAAACGAAAUUGUUCAUUCACACAAAACAAGUUCUUAGAGUUAGCGUGUGAAUUCAACAAACGGUUUUUUUACACUCGUGUGGGCAGCAUAACUUAUUAGAUACUAUAGGAAAGGUAAAAAUGCAAACGUCAUUUGCUUGGACGAAGUCGCGCAAUUUGGUAUGAUAAACGGAACACAAUGGCAUAGUUUCUAAGGUACAUUUAUAGGAUAUAUGACAAAAGACGAUUGAUUGUCGCCCAAAUAAGCUGUUGCAAACAGUGCUGAAACGCUAAUACCUAGUUUUUAUUCAAAUAAUACAUUGUAAAUAUAUUUUAAAUUUGUUUACCUUCUACAACUCAAUCGGAUCGAUCGAUAUAAAACAUAAAACAGAUAAUGAUACUUAUAGCAAACAGGAAGCUUAUCUCUUGGCUUGUUUAUAUAUGUGUGAGUGUGUUUGAUUUGUAUGCGUAUGAUUCAGGGGAAGGGGGUUGUGGAAUUUGACGAUGUUAGUCUCGCACAUUGCAGGAAAGGAAGUUUGACCAAAGGCAGACACAAUUGGAAAGGCAAAUGAAGCAAUUGUUCGGCAGAGUUUUUUUGUUCAGGUUAGUUUUUCCCUAGCGCCGUUAGUAAUUUAAGCCACAGUUAUCGAAUAAGAAAUGUUCCUUUUCGUUUGCUUUAAGAAAGUAAAUAAACCUGGACAAUGAAUCCUUACUUCA
This is a messenger RNA of Topomyia yanbarensis, 3061 nucleotides long. Its product is annotated as acyl-CoA:lysophosphatidylglycerol acyltransferase 1-like. The record is from RefSeq and is a predicted model, not a curated record. Bases 783 to 2078 code for a protein of 431 amino acids. Gene Ontology annotation, cellular component: endomembrane system. The transcript is spliced from 8 exons. NCBI's taxonomy places the organism in Eukaryota, Metazoa, Arthropoda, Insecta, Diptera, Culicidae. Gene Ontology annotation, molecular function: acyltransferase activity.